Messenger RNA from Coccinella septempunctata (seven-spotted ladybird), 2117 nucleotides. It is a transcript of the gene ArfGAP3, whose product is annotated as ADP-ribosylation factor GTPase-activating protein 2. The transcript has 10 exons. Gene Ontology annotation, biological process: COPI coating of Golgi vesicle. Gene Ontology annotation, molecular function: GTPase activator activity. Lineage: Eukaryota; Metazoa; Arthropoda; Insecta; Coleoptera; Coccinellidae. Bases 83 to 1648 code for a protein of 521 amino acids. The record is from RefSeq and is a predicted model, not a curated record.
AAUUGUGUCAUCACAUCACAAUUGUGUGACAAGGUUGUCAACAUUUGAGUAAUCAGAAAAUUAGAAUAUCCUCGACAGUAAAAUGGAUUCCCAAUCACAAUUGAGUAAAGAAGAUAUUGAGGCAGUUUUCCACAGACUUAGAUCUGUUCCUACCAAUAAGGUUUGUUUCGACUGCAAUGCCAAAAAUCCAACAUGGUCAAGUGUAACAUAUGGUGUAUUCAUCUGUAUAGAUUGUUCAGCUGUACAUAGAAGCUUAGGUGUCCAUUUAACUUUUGUUCGCUCAACACAGCUGGAUACUAACUGGACAUGGCAACAAAUAAGACAAAUGCAAUUAGGGGGCAACGCAAAUGCUAUGCAAUUCUUCUCCCAACAUAACUGCAAUACCACUGAUGCUCAAAAGAAGUAUAAUUCUCGAGCUGCUCAACUCUAUAGGGACAAACUGAGUCAGCUAGCACUCAAAUCUUUAUUGAAUAAUAAUCAGCUGCACAUUCAUCCCCAUCAUGAAGAGAAGAAUGAAGAAGAAAAAGAAGUGGAUUUCUUUACAGAACAUGAAAAGUUUUCAUCUCCUGAAUUACCAGAACAGAAUUUCGUUCAAGUGCAGAUAGAGGAAAAGAAAAAUAACAUUUCCAACAACAACCCUCCUGAAGAAGGACCAAAAAUCGAUUUCACUUUGAGCAAUCAAAACUUCGAACCUAGAAAAUCCACUAUCGCUGCGAGAAAACCGACGACCAGAAAAGGAGGACUCGGAGCGAAGAAGGGAGGCCUGGGAGCAACCAAAGUCAAAACGAACUUUGCCGAAAUCGAGAGGGAGGCGGAGCUCGCCGAGGAAAGCAGGUUGCGGAUGAUGGAGGAAAAUGCCAAGGCUGCGGCCCUGUCUCUCAAGGAACAAGAAGAACGCGAGGCGGCCGUUCGACUCGCCUACAAGGAUCUCAGUAUGCAGCAGCAGAAGAAGGAGGAAGAAAUGAAGAAGACCGAUCCGAAGAAGGCCAACCAGGUGGAGAGGCUCGGCAUGGGAGUUGGAAAUAGAAGUGGAAUCAGCCAUUCUGCGCUCAGCGAUAUGCAAACGAUCGAGCAGGAAAACGUUCAAUCGAACUCCAGCAGCACUCUGAGCUCUCUCAGCAAGUUGAGGCUGACCGACGAUAUCUUUGACGAUUUUUCCUUUGGACCUGGUUUCGGGAUGAGCAGAAACGUGAGCGGUUUCAAUAGCAGCAAGUUGGAGGCCUUCCUCUUGGAAUCGAACAGCAGUAGCAGUUCGAAGAGCGAUUGGGUCGUGGUUGAUGACCCGCCGGAGAAACCCAAGAGUAGAAGCCAAGUUGAGAAAACUCCCAAGAAAUUUGACGCAGCGACAGGUGACGCAGCGCAAAAAAAAUUUGGCAACGCUAAGGCCAUAUCUUCCGACCAGUUUUUCACCGACCAAAGUACGGAUUACGAGACUAAGGCGAAUCUCAACCGUUUCCAGGGCUCUUCCAGCAUAUCCUCGUCGGAAUUUUUCGGAAAUGACAGAGACAAUCAAAGAAAUAAUGUACAAUAUUAUGAUGUAGAAGAAGUAAAAGAAAGUGUAAGACAAGGUGUGUCUAAAGUAGCUGGAAAAUUAAGUUCAUUAGCAAAUGGAGUAAUGUCUUCAUUACAGGACAAGUAUGGUUAUUAGCAUUUAAUUGGAAUAUUUUGGUUGAGUUCAUCCUGGCACAUAAACCAACAUAAAUUUGUUAAAAAUUGAGAAAUAUUUAGUAAAUUUAUAGCAGAAUGUGCCUUGAAAUUGUAGUUCUUUAAUGUAUCAGGGAUUCGUACAUUGAAAAUGUAAUUUUCCUUAAGUGACAAGUUAGCAAUGAAUAAAAGUUCAAAGGAACAAUUGAAGAAAUAGUACCAGUGAUCCUAUUUUCAUUUACAUUUCAACUUCAUUCUGCAGAUUAUAAUUAUUUGAAUUGAUGAAAUUAUUGCUAAAAAAAAUAGCAUAGUUGUAAAUCCUGAAUUUUAUCUGUUAUUUCAUAUAUAUUUAUAAAGUUAUGUAAACUGAGUUUUUGUAUAAUGAGUAUGUAUAUAACAUAUGUUUUAAGUAGAUCAAUUUUAUUUGUUUGUCAUAUGGGAAUUAUUUUACAAAUAAAUCAUCUGUAUAUACA